AUACCGCAAACAGCGCGAGUUAUUGAUUCACUUUACUUUCUUCCCUAAACAUAUACGAUAUGUUAUUGAAUCGUUCCAAACACAUACGUUUCUUAUUAUUAAACGCUCUAGUCAUUGCACUGAGCUUAAUACUAAUCGAGUCCAAGAAGGAACAUGCGUGGAAAUGUAUGAAAGAGAAGUGUUGCUCUAUCGAUUUUAGUAAGAUGCUAAGGACGGUCGACUAUGUGCUUUACGUUUGUGGCGUAAAUACUGUAAAGGGCUUGCAUUUUAAACUAUAUCUCGACAGUGGUGGCCCAAUGGACUUCCUGGCCUAUGAGCCCUCAAAAGAGCUGGAUGACACUGCGUACUGUGGCAGUGUGUGUGAUAUUGCUGAUGUUUGUUUCAAGAGUCGAACAUUCAAAGUUACUGCUGAUAAUAACGGUACGGCUGAAUGGUGUUUUGAGGGUGGUGUUAUAGUGAUGAAUGAAACCAUCUUUCAUGAAGAAAAUAUAUGCAUUCUAUUUUAUAAUUCAACAUUGGAACUUCCAACAUAUCUAGCGGAGUAUAUGAGCGCCCAUAGACUUUGGUAGAAUGCGAUAAUUUAAUUACUGAGAGUUUUAUUAAUAAAAAUAUAUAUUAUUUAUAUAAUAAUAUCAAACAAAAUGGUCUCAAGAACAUUUAGAGUUGAAAAUUUGUUUGGAGAAUGUUGCCACCUGUUUGAUUUUUUUAAGAAAAAAAUUUGAUAAAGUGCAAAUAUUAAAUACUAGCCGACCGCUCCGGCUUCGCACGGGUUUAAACAAACA
This is a messenger RNA of Zeugodacus cucurbitae (melon fly), 782 nucleotides long. RefSeq lists its product as uncharacterized. The transcript is spliced from 2 exons. NCBI's taxonomy places the organism in Eukaryota, Metazoa, Arthropoda, Insecta, Diptera, Tephritidae. The record is from RefSeq and is a predicted model, not a curated record. Bases 60 to 569 code for a protein of 169 amino acids.